CACCGUCCAUCCCCAAGGCUCAUUAGGACUCCACACGACACCGGACACCGGAAAACACUCGGCAAACCCGAACUGCUAUUGACCUUCACAUUGAAAUUGCCUGCACCGACCAACAGCCAACAUCGCGACACCAAGUUCCAACAGCAUCCAUCCGCCCGGCCACACACCUCACACGCCCCAGCGCGAGUGACUUCAAAUGUGGCCAGGAAUUACGGACUUUAUUGGGGGAAUCGUGGACGUCUCUGGCCCUGCAGUAGUGCUGCUUCUACUGUUCCCGGCAGCAAUAAUUUGCAUUUCCGCCUUGUUCCGCCUGCUCUCGCAGCGUCGACGGCAUCUCCCGAUUCCGGUCGCCGCGCUUCCGGUCGUGCUUCCAAUCGCCAGCCGACGCCGCCAGACUCCCAUUAAGUUCAUCCCGUCUCCGAUCCUUACCGCACACGAAAUGUCCUCUAGCACUAGCACCACCACUACCGAAAGCCUACCGCCGCUCCCGCCCACGACCACCGCUACGGCAGAUAGGCCUAACGGCCUCCUCACACCGCCGACUACGCCCGCGAAGGAGCUGCAGGAUCCGUACGCUGCGUUUCUGGCCCUCGUGGCUCCGGCUGAGAUGGCGGAUGCGCCGGUGGAGUUGCUGCACGAGGUCGUGUUUGCCGAUACUAUGGAGGGGGAGCUGAUGGGCUUAUUUGGUGGGGGUGAUGGGGGGCUUUUUGCUUCUUCUUCUGAUGCCUAGGUUUCCGCUACUGCGGAGGAGGAGGGUGGGUUCGUGGAGAUACCGGUAGAUGGAGACGCCGGAUAUCUAUGAUCUAUGAUCUAGGUAUCUGCGGUAUAACUGAUGGUGGAUUGGGACCG
Molecule: messenger RNA, 849 nt
Organism: Tricharina praecox
Lineage: Eukaryota; Fungi; Ascomycota; Pezizomycetes; Pezizales; Pyronemataceae
Exons: 1
Coding region: 197-730 (177 amino acids)
Source: RefSeq, a predicted model, not a curated record